Molecule: messenger RNA, 1644 nt
Organism: Sebastes umbrosus (honeycomb rockfish)
Lineage: Eukaryota; Metazoa; Chordata; Actinopteri; Perciformes; Sebastidae
Gene: cenpx
Product: centromere protein X
Exons: 5
Coding region: 9-308 (99 amino acids)
Biological process (GO): kinetochore assembly; replication fork processing; resolution of meiotic recombination intermediates
Cellular component (GO): Fanconi anaemia nuclear complex; FANCM-MHF complex
Molecular function (GO): protein heterodimerization activity
Source: RefSeq, a predicted model, not a curated record
CGUCAGAGAUGACUGACCAAUCGCUGCGCAGAGCGCGGAGUUCUUCUCACAGCGGAGAAAACAUGGCGGAGAAAGACGCAGAAACUGGCUUCAAAAAGGAGACAGUAAGCAAACUGUUGUCAAGUUUCUUCAAGGAGGACAAAACCAGACUUAGUGGUGAUGCCACACUGCUCAUGGCAGAGAUGCUAAAGAUAUUUGUCCAAGAGGCUGCUGUGAGAUCACAGAAACAAGCUGAGACUGAAGACUGCGACGAAGUAGACAUCGAGCACUUUGAAAAGAUCCUGCCUCAGCUGCUGUUGGACUUCUAGCACGGUGAUGCCACAAGAUGGAGCCAGAGUGUUUCCUGCCUGCCUGUUCCUGCUUAAAUCCUUCACCUUCCAAUUCCAACAUGUUUAUUUUUUCUGCAUAAAUGCAAUUUCCAUAAUCACUCAAGUCUGAGAUUACAUUAAGAUUUUUCAUUCUGUAUGUAUUUUGAGUCGUGUGAUUUUAAGUAGAAAGCAGCGGCGCUGUCCAAACGCCUCCAUGCCACCACCAAUAGAGCCCACCUGUGCUCCUCUGUGCAACAACAGGUGCUUCCAGCAUGCUCCAUGGUGCCCUUCAUCAAAGCCUCCUGGAGCAGUUGGAAGCAAUUAGAGUAAUAAGGGGAGCAGCCAGUCCCUUAGAUGAUGACAAGUGCCAGGAAAAAAGGAGUACCCCCUCCGGCCACUUUGAAGUUCCCUUUUGCUGUCCUGCGAUGUUUAGUUAGAGGUGGGGGGAAGGGCAAAGGGGACCUCUGGCACAGGGGGGAAAGUUGAAUGGGAGUGUGCGUGCACGGACGUGUGCACGUGUUAGCCAAACACGGCCAGAGACCACACGCGUAGAUAUUCUGUUUGAAAGGAAACAUAACAAAACACAUUGGAACAUGGUCCAAGAGGAGCAGGGUGUAAUUCUGAAGGUAAAUAAACAAAAAGAGGCGAGUAGUAGAGGUGCUUUCUCUCCUUUCACCACAGCAGUGGGGGGGAAGUCGGGCCUACAAGGGAGAGGGUAAUGUGGGGUUUUCUAACCCUCAGUGCCUCAGAUGGUUUUCCACCAGUGGUGUAUUUGACCAACAUGUCUUCGCUAUGAGUCAGCAUAGCUGUACAACACCUCACACUAUUUAUUUGUGUGGCUCUCGAGUGACUCACGAUACGCUUACAAACGCCGCUCACAUGCAGCUGGAAGCAACUUAAAGUCAGUCAGAUAGGUGCUGGAGGACGCAGCACCUGGAAUUUGACCCAGCACCUUUUUUUAGUAGGGCCCAGACUGGAUUUGUGUUUCCCAGGAGAAACUUCCACAGCAGGCCUUGAAGGAGAAGGUGUGUUUGGUUGAGUGAAGUUUAUUUUAAUGAUGCCACGAGGACAGGGUUAAUAAUUACAGUCAAUCACAGCGAGCAAGUCCUGCCCUCUAGUUUUGAGUAGUACAGUAAACUGCACAUCCUCCGCUUUGACAGCAAGAUGAAAUUAUUUUAUUACCAGAUAUGACGCCAAAUAAUCUUGCUGCAAAAGUACAAUACAUCCUUAUUUCCACAAUAAGAAACACAUUGGUAAAUGUGCCUUUCUGGAGAUUUAUUACAGAUGUAAUGGAUCUCAAUCUUGCAGUUUAAAUAAAAACAAUUACUCUGUUGGA